CAACCAAAGAGUUUGCUCACCUUCUUUCUUUCUCUGUCUCUCUUCUCAAACUCUGAAAUAGAGGAAGCAGAUACACCAGAGAAGUUUAAUGUCCACCCACCGCCUCUGAAACGUCUCUCUCUCACUCAAUCUCUCUCACACACACUGAGAGACUGAACAUUGUUGUUGUAAUCUUUAACUUUCUUUGCUCAGUGCUCAUACCCAUUUUGUUCUCUCUCUCUCUCUCUGUUUGGAAAAAGGGCCAGAAGAGACAACAGAGAAGAAGAAAGGAACCUCUUGUGGAGUUUUCUUGAAUGUUAUUUAUCUUCUCAGUCACUUUUUAGCUGCUUUUGUUUCUCUCAGAUCUACCUCCAACCCAACCCCCCUUCUCUUUCCAUUGUUGUACCGCUUGGUUGCUCUGUUUUAGUACAAAGACAUGAGUAAAGAAGAGUUUUUGAAGAUCCAGACUUGUGUUCUGAAAGUGAACAUACACUGUGACGGUUGUAAGCUCAAAGUCAGGAAAAUCUUGCAGAAAAUUGAUGGGGUUUACAAAACCCAUAUAGACUCAGACCUUGGCAAGGUCACUGUGUCGGGAAAUGUAGACCCAAACACGCUGAUCAAGAAGCUAAGCAAGAGCGGCAAACAUGCUGAGCUUUGGGGUGCUCCAAAGGCCAAUAACCAGAAGAACAUGCAAAUUGACAAUGGCAAAGGUGGGUCCCAGAAGGGUCAGAAGGGGGGUGGUGGUGGUGGUGGCCAGAACCACCAGCAACCCAAGGGGGGCGGUGGUGGUGGUGGUGGCCAGAACCACCAGCAGCAGCUGCAGCAAAUGAAGGCUAUUCAAGAUCUGAAGUUGCCCCAAUUCAAGGGCUUGAAACUGCCCUUCACUAAUAAUACCAAGGACCAGAAUCAACAUAAGGCUGUGAAGUUCAACUUGCCUGAAGAUGAUGAUCUGAUGAGUGAUGAUGAAUUUGAUGAUGAGUUUGAUGAUGAUUAUGAUGACGACGACUUUGAUGAUGAUGAUGAUUUGGAUGAUGAGAUGAUGAAUGGUGCACCCCAUCAUCCUCUUAACAAGAUGAAACCACAACCCAUGAUGAUGGCUAAUGGUCAGCAGAUGCCUAACAUGAUGAUGAUGAUGAAUGGCCAGCAGCAUCCACAGCUUAUGAAUGCUCUGGCUCAGGCCAAGAGUGGUGGCGGCGGUGGUGGAAAUGGAGGAAAUGGGAAAAAGGGUGGUGGUGGUGGUGGAAAUAUACCUGUUCAGGUGAAUGAUGGAAAGAAUGGAAAGAAAGGUGGUGGUGGUGGGAAUCAAAAUCAAGGUGGUGGUGGUGGUGGUGGUGGUGUUCAAGGUAUGCCCAAUGGUGGUGGUGGUGGUGGUGGUGGUGGUGCUGCUGCUGCUGCUGCUGCUGGUGGUCAAGGCAUGCCCAGUGGGUACCAUGCCAUGGGUGGGGCUAAUGUGGGCCAGAUGGGGGGUAAUAUGCCCAUGGGCCAGAUGGGCCAAAUGCCAGCUGUCCAAGGCCUUCCGGCCUCUGCGAUGAAUCCCGCUGGGGGCGGUGGAUACUUCAAUGGAGCAGCAGCCCGACCGGAGAUGAUGGCCGGGAACCAACAAUACUACCAGCAGCAAUUGGCGGCGAUGAUGAUGAACCAACAACGUGCGAAUGGAAAUGAGAGGUUUCAACCAAUGAUGUACUCUCGACCACCUCCGGCCGUCAAUUACAUGCCGCCAUACCCAUACCCAUACCCAUAUCAGUACCCACCUCCAGCCGACCAAUACACCCAUGCUUUCAGUGAUGAGAACACCUCAAGUUGCAGUAUAAUGUGAAUUUACCAGGAUAUGUGGUGGUGAAUGUGCCGGUGGUUGAGCUUGGUGAUUCAGUUACAUUCUUGAGGUUCUUAGAAGACUUGAUGCCAUAUAAUACAUGGAAAAUGGGUUUUAUUUUAGUUGUUAGUUUUCUCCUUUACCGCCCCUUGAAUUUCCUUUUUUUUUUUUUUAUUAUU
Camellia sinensis is the source of this 1971-nucleotide messenger RNA. RefSeq names its product Heavy metal transport/detoxification superfamily protein. Gene Ontology annotation, molecular function: metal ion binding. The record is from RefSeq and is a predicted model, not a curated record. NCBI's taxonomy places the organism in Eukaryota, Viridiplantae, Streptophyta, Magnoliopsida, Ericales, Theaceae.